AUGAAGUUGGUGGAUUUUCGUAAUCUGCUUGGAUUCUCCAUGCUUUUGCGUGUGUUUUUGAUUGUCUAUGGAGAAUGGCAAGAUACUCACAUGGAGGUUAGGUACACUGAUGUUGAUUACAUGGUUUUUUCUGAUGCUGCGGCUUUAAUGGCAUCCGGAGAAUCUCCUUACAAGAGAACUACAUACCGUUAUGCGCCAUUGCUCGCGUUUCUUCUGAUCCCCAAUUCAAUCUUUCAUCGGUCAUGGGGAAAGUUCCUUUUCUCUGCUUCUGAUUUGCUGGUCGGCUUGUUUAUCCGUAUUAUUUUGAAACAACGUAAGGUGCCUGAGAAGAUAUGUACAUAUUCUGUAAUGGUAUGGCUUCUCAAUCCGUUUACGUUCACAAUAGGAACCAGAGGGAACUGUGAACCCAUCGUUUGUGCCAUGAUUUUAUGGAUCAUUAUCUCCCUUAUGCGAGGUAAUUUGUCACAAGCUGCAUUUUGGUACGGGCUUGUUGUGCAUUUCAGGGUCUAUCCUAUUAUAUAUGCGUUACCAAUCAUCCUUGUUCUCGAUUCCCAGAUAUUUAGAUCUGGUCAAAAGCCGCCUCUAGAGGAUUGGAAUACCGGUCAGGCUAAGACACCUACCAGUAACACGGAGAAUAAAAUAUUCCACCUCAAUCUUUUGACCGCCUUGAAAAGUUUAUUUUCAAGGGAGAGAAUCAGGUUUGGUUUGAUAUCGGGGGGAGUAUUUCUAGCUUGCAAUGCGGUUUCCUUCUAUUUUUAUGGACAUGAAUUUCUUCACGAGGCUCUCUUAUAUCAUCUCACUCGGACGGAUCCAAGGCACAACUUCUCCAUCUACUUCUAUCACAUAUAUCUUCACUAUGAGCGCCAGUUUUCAGCUGUGGAGAAGCUUAUCUCGUUUUUACCUCAGUUCACAGUACAGUUUGCUCUAGUCUUCUCCUUCUCCCAGGAUCUAGUGUUCUGUAUCUUUCUCCAAACCGUUGCAUUCGUGGCUUUCAAUAAGGUGAUAACCGCGCAGUACUUUGUGUGGUUCUAUUGCCUGUUACCUUUGAUUCUACCAUGGAGCCGUAUGAAGCUGAAAUGGGAAGGCUUGUUAUGCAUCAUCCUGUGGAUUGGAGCUCAGACACAUUGGCUUUUAUGGGGAUACAUGCUUGAAUUCAAGGGAUAUAACGUCUUUUUACAGCUAUGGAUAGCGAGUUUGGUGUUUCUUGCUGCAAACACCUUUGUCCUCGUCAAAAUCAUACAGCGCCAUCGAUUCUCACCUCUCUUCAAACGGUAUGAAUCUUCUGCUGUGAAGAAUGUUACGAAACUUGAGUGA
Arabis nemorensis is the source of this 1314-nucleotide messenger RNA. NCBI's taxonomy places the organism in Eukaryota, Viridiplantae, Streptophyta, Magnoliopsida, Brassicales, Brassicaceae. The record is from the annotation of a GenBank genome assembly.